Cynara cardunculus var. scolymus (artichoke) is the source of this 1916-nucleotide messenger RNA. RefSeq names its product laccase-2-like. The record is from RefSeq and is a predicted model, not a curated record. Gene Ontology annotation, cellular component: apoplast. NCBI's taxonomy places the organism in Eukaryota, Viridiplantae, Streptophyta, Magnoliopsida, Asterales, Asteraceae. Gene Ontology annotation, molecular function: hydroquinone:oxygen oxidoreductase activity; copper ion binding. The transcript is spliced from 5 exons. Gene Ontology annotation, biological process: lignin catabolic process. Bases 1 to 1752 code for a protein of 583 amino acids.
AUGGGUCUGCAAUCAACUUUCUUGGCUGUUUUUCUUCUGCUUACAUGCAUUGCCUGCUCGUACCCUCAUUUGGCAAUGGCUAAACAUGCUGGCACCGGUUCAACUCGACACUACAAGUUUGACAUACGCGUGCGGAAUGUGACGAGGUUGUGUAAGACGAAAAGCAUAAUAACCGUCAACGGGAAAUUCCCGGGGCCAAGGAUUAUCGCUAGGGAAGGUGACCGAGUGGUGAUUAAAGUGGUUAACCAUGUCUCGAACAAUAUCAGUAUCCAUUGGCAUGGAAUUCGACAGCUUAGGAGCGGAUGGGCUGACGGACCAGCUUACAUAACACAAUGCCCGAUACAAACCGGCCAAUCAUACGUUUACAACUUCACGAUAACCGGACAAAGGGGAACACUUUGGUACCAUGCCCAUGUUUCGUGGAUUCGGACAACCCUCUACGGCCCAAUCAUCAUUCUACCAAGGCGUAACACUUCGUACCCUUUUGUUAAGCCUUACAAGGAAGUCCCCAUUAUGUUCGGAGAGUGGUGGAAGGCCGACACGGAGGCUGUGAUCAAUCAGGCCCUUCAGACCGGAGCUGGCCCAAAUAAUUCAGACGCUUAUACGAUCAACGGGCUGCCUGGACCGUUAUACAAUUGUUCUUCCCCAAAUGAAACAUUUCGGCUUAAGGUGAAGCCCGGAAAAACAUACCUCCUUCGAUUGAUCAAUGCUGCGCUCAAUGACGAACUCUUUUUCAAAAUCACGAACCAUACGUUUACCGUUGUUGAUGCGGAUKCGARUUAYGUGAAGCCGUUUGAAACAGACACAAUCUACAUCACACCGGGCCAAACAAGCAACGUUCUSCUCAAGACCAAAAACCUUAACCACAACGCCAAAUUCUUGAUGGCGGCUCGACCCUACUCCACCGCSGCUGCUGGAACAUUCGACAACACCACCGUUGCUGGAGUUCUUGAAUACCAUAGUAAUACCAUUAUGUCAUCCUCCAAUACUUCCAUCAAAGGACUUGCCCUACCUCCAUUGCCAGCGAUCAAUGCCACUUCUUAUGUGGCUAAUUGGACCAGUAAAUUCCAUAGUUUGGGAAAUUCCCAGUUUCCUGUGAACGUUCCACAAACUGUUCAAAACCGGUAUUUGUUUACGGUCGGSCUYGGUAGCGAUCCUUGCCCAAAAAAUCAAACGUGCCAAGGUCCCAAUGGCACCAAAUUCUCGGCUUCCGUAAACAACGUUUCAUUCACCMUGCCAACAACUGCACUUCUUCAAGCUCGGUACUUUGGAAAAUCGAACGGCAUUUUCACCACCGAUUUCCCAACAUCCCCACUUAAUCAAUUCAAUUACACGGGCACACCACCCAACAACACCAUGGUUUCCCACGGCACAAAAGUGGUGGUUCUACCUUACAACACCACCGUCGAGCUGGUGAUGCAAGGCACCAGCAUUCUUGGUGCCGARAACCAUCCUCUCCACCUCCACGGUUUCAACUUCUAUGUGGUGGGACAAGGGACCGGAAACUUCAACUCUGCCACAGAUCCUGCCAACUUUAAUCUUAUUGAUCCCGUUGAAAGAAACACAGUGGGCGUUCCGGCCGGCGGAUGGGUGGCGAUUCGGUUCCGAGCCGACAAUCCAGGUGUAUGGUUUAUGCAUUGCCACAUAGAGAUACAUCUGAGCUGGGGGUUGAAACUGGCGUGGGCAGUGAUGGAUGGGAAGCUUCCAAGCCAGAAGUUGCCUCCACCACCUUCUGAUCUUCCAAAGUGUUAGACUUUGACUUCAUCAAAGUAUUGAUAUGUGAGUCUUUUGUUUCUUGAGUUGUAAGUUAGGAGUGAAGAGAUUAAUCCCCAAUUUAAUGUUUUUUUUAAAUGCAAUGUACAAUAAGAGAUUGUUUUGUGAAAUACAAAAAUAUGUGAUGAAACUUUUUGUCUUCU